Molecule: messenger RNA, 702 nt
Organism: Salvelinus sp. IW2-2015
Lineage: Eukaryota; Metazoa; Chordata; Actinopteri; Salmoniformes; Salmonidae
Source: RefSeq, a predicted model, not a curated record
AUGCUUCAGCAUUCGGAGGGGUGUAGAAAUGCUCAGGCUAACACAUCCUCCAGUGGCAGCAGUAGCCAYAACUGGCCCAUCUCUGGCCUGCGCUGGGUGGGAGCCUCCAAGGAGCUCCUGCAUGGGGGCCUCAACCUGUUCCCCGUCAAUGACAGCGUGAGGGGGCGCUGCUCCAGUCCAGAGAAGGAUGCUGAGCAGAUCGAGGAGGAACAGCUUGAAGACGAUGGUUCYGUCCAUUUCUCUGAGGGAGAGGGGAUGCCCAGGAGGUUCAGGCAUGACAGAGGAGACAACCAGGAGGACAGGAAACUGCAGCGAUGCAGAGCUCAGCAAGCAGGGCCCAGUCCCCAGUCCCCCCCACAUAGCACUGAAAACCUUGCUAGCUCCGGGAAACAGGUCCAAGCUGGGGCUGCCGACAGGACCUCGUCACACGAAUCGGUCAUCUCCAAAGUGCCCUUAAGACUACAGAUCAAAGUUUGCGGCCAGAGGGGCAGUCUGGGAAUCAGCAUUGCAGGAGGGAAGGGCUCUCUGCCUUACAAGGAGCAUGAUGAGGUCAGCCUUAUCGCAGGAGCAGCAGAGCUGUCAGACUUGAUGCAGCACUGCUGCAACUCCAAUCGAAGCACCACCUCCUGCAUUAUAACCAUAGYUAAUAACAAUAUCUGUGGAGUGGCAUUUAUAAAUGACAGGAAUGUUAACCAGCAGUAA